CACAAUUGCACAAAAGUAAAUGAGUCUACAAGGAGGGACAGGCAUGUUCUUUAAAUGGUAUAAAACUGAACUUCCAAAGACCUUGCUAUUCAUAAUUUUCCUCCAUUUCAACGUUACUCUCGGAGCAAGGAAGGAUCACAACUUUGGACAACUUCCCUAAGGUCAUUUUAUCCUAUCAGAGAAAUAAUGAAGGCUUUGGAUGUGCUCAUUCUACUACUCCCAGUGGCAGUCAAUACUCUACCAUAUGAUAUCAUGCCAGUGGAUUGUGUUGAUGUGUAUAGAAGGGGCUUUGGACACAGUGGKGUGUACACCAUCUACCCUGCAGGAACAACCUCCCCCAUCCAGGUCUACUGUGACAUGGGCUGUGAGGACCAACCUGAGGGGGGGAAAUGGACAGUGAUCCAMYAGAGAAAGYAUGGGACAGUGAACUUUUACCYUGGAUGGGACCAAUACAGGAGUGGGUUUGGGCAGGCAUCCGGAGAGUACUGSUUAGGCCUAGAAAACAUCCAUCUCCUCACUCAGAGGAAGAAGUAUGAGUUGAGGGUGGACCUGGAGGACUUCGAAGGGGCUAAAGUCCACGUCCAGUACUCCUCCUUCUCUGUCGACUCUGAGCAUGAAGGAUACAAGCUGCAUUUAAGUGGCUUCAAAGAUGGAGGUGACGGAAAAUCUAUGGAUGAACACAAUGGGCAGAAGUUCUCCACCUUCGACAAAGACCAGGACACUCACGCUUCAAACUGUGCUAAAUCAUAUCUAGGAGGAUGGUGGUAUGGAGAAUGCCACAGUGUCAAUCCCAACGGGGUAUAUCUGUGGGGCGACUCAAUCUAUGGUAUUGGUAUCAACUGGGUGUAUUGGAAAGGUUAUAAAUACUCUUUAAACGCCAUUGAAAUGAAGAUAAGGCCUGUGGAAUAAGUUCAGAACCUCUCACACUGUCACGGCCGUUGAAAGAACUGGACCAAGGUGCAACGUG
This is a messenger RNA of Salvelinus sp. IW2-2015, 967 nucleotides long. Its product is annotated as microfibril-associated glycoprotein 4. The record is from RefSeq and is a predicted model, not a curated record. Lineage: Eukaryota; Metazoa; Chordata; Actinopteri; Salmoniformes; Salmonidae. Gene Ontology annotation, biological process: elastic fiber assembly.